This is a messenger RNA of Protopolystoma xenopodis, 363 nucleotides long. The record is from the annotation of a GenBank genome assembly. NCBI's taxonomy places the organism in Eukaryota, Metazoa, Platyhelminthes, Monogenea, Polystomatidea, Polystomatidae.
CAACUCUGUCGGUUUGACGUCUCCAACAACUCUGGCCUCAGCGAACGUGCCCUUAUCGCCUUGGCCAGUAGUCUAGCUCGACGGAGUCGGACGAACACCGUUAGCGGACAGAUCACCAUUGGAUGCGCCCGGUAUUUUUCUUGCCGCGAUUGCGGUCUCAAUGCCUCUGGUAUAAACAAUAUUGCUGAGGCACUUGCAUCCUUGGGGCCCGUUAUUUCUUCUAACAUGAUGACGACCGGCUCCGCAGCAACCAUUCCCAAUAGUAGCAGUACCAGCAUCCAAGGGACACAAUCAAAUCUUCCCCUGAUGCAUCUCGAUCUAUCAGGCAACUAUCUUCGUGGUGACCCCCUUUUGGUAACUUAG